Molecule: messenger RNA, 1050 nt
Organism: Cooperia oncophora
Lineage: Eukaryota; Metazoa; Nematoda; Chromadorea; Rhabditida; Trichostrongylidae
Source: the annotation of a GenBank genome assembly
AUGAGGAUUGGCCGUCGAGCAGUACGUACUGCUUUCGCGGCUGCUGCCUUCCUCAGCGCGAAGGGUGCCCUGGAAGAUAAAGUCACUUCAGCAGGAAUUGAGACAUACAGGCCUCCUCGGAACUAUGCAGAGGUCCCGAUAAGCAGAAAGAUUAUCAACACUGCCGAUAAAAGUGGACUCAAUCUACGUUUAUAUCAGUACCAAUCAUGCCCUUUUUGUUGCAAGGUACGGGCUUUCCUCGAUUACUAUGGAUUUUCAUAUGAAGUUGUCGAGGUCAAUCCAGUGACUAAAUCUCAGAUGUCAUUCUCGAAGGGCUAUAAGAAGGUUCCUUUGAUUACGAGCACGGAAGGCACAUUCAAGGAAUCAUCGCUUAUUAUUUCUCAGCUCACAACAUAUCUGAGACGUCCUGAUCGUAAUCUGUUUGAAAUCGAAGACAUGUAUCCCACCAUAGAAGCGAUCAAUGAUGAUGGAAAGGUGGUGAAAGUGUGCCCGAACAAAUACGUCAUCAUGAAGGAGGAUUCAAAUGAUGAUGAAGAGUUUGCUUACGAGAGAGAAGAACGCAAAUGGCGUGAAUGGGUCGACGACCAUUUCAUUCAUCUGAUUUCGCCUAACAUCUACCGUAAUUUUUCUGAAUCUUUGGAGACAUUUGAGUGGUUUUCCAAGUUCGGUGAAUGGGAUAUUAAUUUCUCUACUUGGAGUCGCCUUUUGGCCAAAUAUAUGGGGGCCUUCAUCAUGUGCCUCGUUGCCAAGCGUCUGAAGAGAAGGCAUAAUAUAGAUGAUGAAAGGCAAGCUUUGAAAGAUGCUUUCAAGGAGUGGAUGGAUGCGAUUGGACCGAAUAGGACAUUUUUGGGCGGUAAUAAACCAAACCUAGCAGAUCUUGCAAUGUAUGGCGCUAUGAACGCAUUCGCUGGUUGUGGAGCUUUUGCCGAAGCUAUGGAAAGCAGUUCGAUCAAGCACUGGUACAACGCUGUGGGCACCGCUGUACAGAAUCAUGAAGGCCGUGAGCUAAUCGCCCUCAGAACACGUACUCCUGCUAUUCAACCAAAGUAG